Molecule: messenger RNA, 6659 nt
Organism: Mercenaria mercenaria
Lineage: Eukaryota; Metazoa; Mollusca; Bivalvia; Venerida; Veneridae
Exons: 3
Coding region: 986-3064 (692 amino acids)
Source: RefSeq, a predicted model, not a curated record
UUUUUCAAUCAGAUGUCACUUAUUGUUUACUUAGAUGUAAGUUAAGAUAAAAGCAACUGCAAAUGAUAACAGUUGCAUGAAGAUAUACAGAGUAAUAAAGAAUUGUGAACAAUUAAAGGUGGGUGGGGUAAUCAAAAAUGAAUCUUAGGUAUAAUUUUUACCGAUGUAGCAGCCACAAUAGAAUAGUCCUUAUAAAUUUACAUGUUUGUCAUUUAGAUAUGAUAUGUUUUAAAUUUAAUUUUAACAAAAGCCUAGAAAUAUUCUUGGUAAACAUUGUUCUGCUUUAAAUAGAUCUCUUUAAAGCUAUGUGCGCCGUCAAAACACCGGACAUUUCAGAUCGAUGAUAUUUUAACUAUUCAAACAGAAUAAAAGAAGUAUAAAAAGUGAAACCAAUUAUCUACCGGUAAGUUACAUUCUGUCAUUACGUUUUAAAUCUUUUAAACCCAUCAAAUCCAUUGAAAAAUACAGUAGGAUUAAUUUCAAGGGGUACUUUUUACUGGUAGGACUUAUUUUACGGAACCAUGUUUACUAUAACACCUGAAGUUUUAUGGAGGGAAAAUUUGAAAAUGUAAAAAAAAGUUUUAAAUGUUUGCCACAAACCAAAAUACUAGUCCAAAUGUAAGUUAUGGUGGUUUUACACAUUAUAUAUGUAUAAAUGUAUAUAAGGAUCAAUAUUUAAGGGAACUUUGUUUAGAAUAGAUUUAUAUUCAAAUUUGCAGUGUCAUCAUUGAAUGUUGUUUACAUGCACUUAUUAGUCUUAGAUCUAUAAUGUUCUUUCUAAAAUGCAUGUGGUGAUAUGUUUAAGUUAGACAAGUAGCUCCUAUGUUCAGGGUUAUUCUAGAUAAUACAGAAAUGAUGUUUGGCACAUGAUUUAUGUGCAUGAUUAAUUCUGCAUAUUAGGUAAAUUGAAACGGUGUUAGCAUAAAAUGAUGCUCUUCAGAUUUAUCCCAUUUAAUUUGCAGUUUGUGCGGGGAGGCCAACUACCAUGGAAAAGAAACGAAAACUUACAUUUUCUUCAGACUAUUGCUGCUUUUGUCAAAAGCAGUUUACUUCAACUGGCAAACAAACACUAAACCCACUUAAGUUUGAUACAUUGCUAUCUAUUUGCAAGGAACAAAAUAAUGAAAUAUCACAAAAUAUUGUUGUAAAUGAAGACAACAUUAGAAAUGGUGAUGUAAAAUUGUCAUAUCAUAAAAACUGUCGAACAAAAUUUAUAUAUUUAAAACCAUUUAAUUCCAAACCAGAUGUAGAAAAUGGUGCCUCUACAUCAAAUAGUGAUCUUGCGACACCACCAAAGUAUACCAGGUCACAGUCAGAUCAGUUUAAUUGGAAAGAAAAUUGUUUCAUAUGUGGGUGCAAGUGUAGCACCAAACAUCGUUCUAAAUGGUCAAUGGUUGAAGGAUCAAUUGAUGAAAAUUCUAAAAUGUAUUCACAACUAUUAAAUAUAUCUUCAUCAAAAAAUGACAUGAACUUACACUCAAGAUUGUUAAGUUGUAAAGGAGAUUUGGUGUCUGUGGAGGCUAGAUAUCAUAGGGGCAGUAAAAACAAAAAUUGCUUGUCUAAGUAUCUGCUGAAUUUGCCUAGCCCAAAUACUGAUAAAGUUCUUGACCAGAGCAUUUUAGAAAAAGUAUGUACACAGUUGAAAAAUGAGUUACAUAUUGAGAUUGAAACAAAACGAAGUGUACUUGAAUUGACUGAUUUAAAAUCGAGAAUGAUUGAACUUUUUGAAAAACACGGAAUGGAAAUUGGAGUUUCGAUGAUGCGCACUAACAGAUUAAAAGUUGCCUUUGGAAAAGUUUGGCCGGAACUUAUGUUUAUUCCACGGGAAGGUACCACCGACCUCGUUUGUUCACGAGAGAUUGAUGUUGAUGAAGCGUUAGCAAAGUAUGUCAAGUUAGAGAAGUCUUUUCAGUCGGCAGCCGAACAGAAUGAUAUUGAAGAAUGCCUAUCCAGUGUAUUCUUAGAUGAAAAUGCAAAUGAAAACACAGUUUUGUAUGAAGCAGCUGUUAUAUUGAGAAGACGAAUUCAGCAGUCACAUGGCCUUGACAAUAUGUACUUUUCUAAAGAUGAGAUCAACAUUAACGAACAGGUCAAAUUCUUAGAUCCUUUAUUGUUCCAAUUUGUAAAUUGGGUAGCCUCUGAUUCAAAACUAGAAGAUAGUCAUAAUGAUCCAGAUCAGAGAAUAGUAUCUGUGUGUUCAGAUAUCACAUAUCUAGUUAAACAUGUGAUAACUCCCAAACACCUCGGAUUAUCCAUAUAUCUCCACCACUCAUUCGGGAGUAAGAAACUGAUAGAGGAUUUACACAGUCACGGAUACACAUUGUCUUACAACGAAUAUAGACAGUUCUUAACAUCUGCAGCAUUACAUGCAUCAUCCAUGCAGAAGAAGACAUUUUCAGGUGCAAUUAUCCCUGCUCAUAUGUCACGGGAAGAAAGACCUGAUGAUGACCUAAUCGUAGUUGCAGCGGACAACUGGGACCACAACGAAGCAACGCUUAGUGGGAAACAGUCUACACAUGCCAUGACAAGUAUCCUGAUAACUGGAAGAAACCGGUGUGCAUCAGAGCGCAUACCUAGAGUGUCAGAACGGUCAAUCAAUCUAUCAAGUCUACCAGGUGUUGGACUAUCAAAUACUCUGGUGUACAAGAAACCUACAAGCAGGCCAAUUCCACCAUUAUCUCCAGUUGAGAUCAGCGAACUCAAACCAUCCGAGCCCGCCGAAACUCAGAAGAUGCGCACAAAUGAGUUAAUGUAUAACAUUAAUCGAUUAGUAACCACUGAAUGUCCGCCGUGGACUGUUUUUCAAACACAUGCAUUUCCUGAUUCAGUUCAAGAACCAUCUGAAAUUGUGUAUAAUCCAAUCAUCAUGGCACCUCCAAAUGAUCCAAACACUGUUUACACAACACUUAAACGCACAAAAGAGCAAGUAAAUGCAUUGGGUCAAUCUGUGUGUCCAGUAAUAUUUGAUAUGGGUUUGUUGACCAAAGCUCUGGAAAUUGUGUGGUCUAGACCUGAGGAAUUUGAAGGUGUUGUACCGAUUGAGGGUGGAAUGCAUUUUAGAUAGUUAGAUAGUUUUCAGAAAGGCAAGUUCGUAGCAAAACUCACAGAUGGCACGUUUAAUUGUGUUUGGAUUGAUUACGUAUUGGAGGUCACUCAGAAUAAAAGUCUGAAAUCAUCAGGUGGAAUAGUUGGAAUAACACACAAUGACAGUGCUUUGAUGCGAUGGUUCCUAUCAAGACCAUUAACAGCCAAGUAUGCAAUGGAGUUUCAAUCAGGGCAGAAACCAUCACACCAUGACCCUGGGAAACAUCACACAGAUACUCCUUACCAUAGGAAAGCAUACAAUGAGUCUGUUGAUCAAAUGCUUAAGCUGUUUGAAGAGGAUACCUUCAUUGAUCCGUUUUGUCUGACUUCACCCCCAUCUACCCUUACAAACAUGGCCACCGGUGUGCCAGCCCCACCAGAGAUUGCUGCAAGUCUAUUGGGAUGUCACAUUACUGGUGAAACGAUGUUGCACAAUUUUGUACGUGACCGAUUUCAGGUGAAAGGUGAACAGCCACCGAAGAAAAAAUUCUUUGAUCCAAUGCCUCGAACAAAGGUAAAGACAAUGGGAGCCACAAAGGCAUCAGUAAAACUAAAAAACAAGACCCUUAACAUCAAUGGCGAAGAGAUGUACCUCAGAUUACUUGCCAUCAAUGCAUACAAGAAGGUUCCAUUGGAACGUGUUGUUUCCUUCGAGAAUGCCCCAGCUCCCUUAAGUUUGUUUGCAGAUGAUGGUACGAUGUGUUCAACCCAAAAAAUCAGAUUUCAUGCAGAAGUUAGAAAAUCUUGCCGGACCUGAAAAUGUUAUCAGGAAUUGUUCUGACAUAUCACAUAUUGAUUCUGUUGUGUUUGAUGGUAUGGCCAUUAUACAGAUGUUGCAACCAAGGAUGUCAAAAGCCACUUACCAGCAAAUGGCUGAAGCAUUUUGGGAUCACAUCCUAAGACUGAGUGCAGGUGUUUUAAAUGUACAUGUUGUUUUUGACAGGUAUGAUGAGAACAGCUUGAAGAUGCAAACUCGAGAAAAACGUGGUGAGAAUGUAUUAUCGAUUGCCCCUGUCUCAAUCCAGCCCAACAUGGUCAUUGGAGAUUGGAAACGUGUCCUGACUAGUAGCAGGUCCAAAUCUGAACUAACGAAGCUAUUUACAAUGUAUGUUGCUGCUAAUUCUCAUGUCCUUCUUCUUGAUGGUGUAGAGGUCUUUGUCUCAGGUGGUCUCUAUGACAAAGUACUUAGAAUGACAAAUGAGUAUGUAGCGUAUGACAAAUCCCUUUUCUCCACACAGGAAGAGGCUGAUACUAGGAUGUUGCUGCAUCUUGUACAUGCCGCCUCUGAAGGUGCAAAGAAUGCUGUCUUAUUCAGUCCCGACACAGAUGUCCUGGUACUACUUGUUCACCAUUAUAGUUGCCUUGGAUUGUCAGAGUUGUACUUUAGAACAGGCACUAAGGGCAUGCACUCUGAUAAUACAAGGUACAUCAAAGUACAUACAAUACAUUCAAAAUUGCUACCAGCUAACAGAUCUAUCCUGCUGACUGUCUAUUGCAUGACAGGGUGCGACACAUGUUCCGCCUUCUAUGGCAUUGGAAAGAAAAAGGCGUAUAAUAUUCUCUGUCAACAUGCUGCCAAUCUUUCGGGGCUUGCCAGUCUUGGAGAAACAACCGAAAUUAACCAAACACAAAUAUCGGCAGCUACCUAUUUCGUCGGACUUCUUUAUGAUCAUGACAAAUGUCUGUCUUUGAACUUACUUAGACGGUUUCUUGUUCAAGCUGGCAAGGUAAAGCCAAGAAAACUGCCUCCCACAAGUAACAGCUUCUUGUUACAUUUGUUGAGAUGCGUGUACCAACUCUACAUUUGGAGAAAUGCAUUAACACAUUAUGUUGAUUUGCCUGAUCCAUUAGAUUUUGGGUACACUAAGUCUGGAUCUGGAUUGUACACUCCCCAAUUAAUGUCACAACCAAUGUCUCCCACAGAGCUCCUCAAUGACAUGGUGUGCACGUGUGAUAAUCAGUGCAAGGAUGAUUGUGUUUGUUCCUCAAAUGAACAACCUUGCACAUCAGCAUGUCAGUGUGAAGGGUCAUUGGACAGUCAAAGUAUAUGCCAAAAUCUCUUUACAAUGCUGGCAAACAUUUGUAGUGAUGAUGAGGAUGAUAUAUAAAUCACAGUUACACUUAAGAGUUAUGUUCUUUCUCAGUGUCAUGCAACAGCUAAAGCAUUUUAACCCCUACCAUGCUGGACACGACUGAUUUUGUCUUUGCGGCCAGUGUAGACUACAUCCGUGCAGUCUGAUCAUGGUCUGCACUGUUCGCUAUCCAGUCAGAAAAUUUUCAGUAAACAUCCCUUCAAAUGAUAAAUGAUACUGUCUACAUCUUAAGAUGGACCAGUCCAUUAUAGAAAUUUAGCAUGGUAAGGGCUAAUUAGGAUUUUACAAGCUGAUAAUGGGACAUAGGUUAUGAAAACUGUUAACACAAAGAAAAAAUCUUGGCUUCGCCUCAGUUUGUUUCUGUAUGUUAGUUUGUUAUCCGCUUUUAUUGCCCAUGUCCUGUUACUGGCUGGUAAAGUCCUCUUUUUUCUAUCCUAUCUUAAUCAUUAAAGAUAUAGAGAAAAGGUACAUGGAAGAUUGUGUUUGUGGGGUGCCAUAUUAACUUACAUUUGCUAUAAUGUAAAGUUAAAGCCCUACCUCCACGGCUUUUGUGGUCAUGCAACCCAUUAUUAUAAUAGGUAAUAGUUAAUCGCCACAAGUCACGCUUUUGCAUACAUAAACAGGGAGCCAUUUUAAAAGCAUUGUUUCAUUCUUUACUUUCUUACACUAAAUGAUGCAUUAUAGUAUUAAGUUAACUGUUGCAUUUAUGCAUAAUGCAUAGUGAUUUGCGAUAUACAUGUAGCAUUGAGCAGCAAAUCAUAUAUUUGCAUUUUGCAAAAUUUUACCUUAGAUGAGAUUCAUUUUAGAUUACACCACCCACAUAUAAAUCGCCUUAUAAUCAUAUGAAUGUAUUUUUUCAAUACAAUUGCUAUUAUUUGCAAUUGCCUGUGUCUUAACUAGCAUUUGAAUUUAAAAAAAAAAAUGUUUGACUGAAAAUAAAGAAAAUAUCAAAAUAAAUACUACCCCCUACCCCAAAUUUUCCCAUAUUUUCGGCUUAAAAUUGUCAAAAAUCAUAUAUUAUUUCUAACUUUGAUGUUAAUAUGUCUUUAAUUUAAUGUACUAUGUGUAUUUCUAUUAAUGAUAUCAAAAGAACAAAUAAAAGUUAAUAAAUUGUAGUGUUAUAUUGUCUAUAUAGACAGAUAGGUGUCUUUUGAGAUUUCGGCGGCCAUCUUGGCGGCCAUCUUGGAUUUCUCAAAACGCCACAAGUUGUCAUCUCAUAGCCCGGCAUUUUGAUAAACUUCAGACUAUGCCGAACAUUUUGGUAUAUGACUCAGCUUGUUAGGUUUUGUGGUUGGGUAAGUCAUUAAAUAAGCCACUUAUCAGCUAAUUGUCACUCUACCAUUACGCCUCCAUAUAAAAAGUACUGCUGGGUUUCUUUUUAGAAAUAUCUAGCAAGAUUUCAAUGUGUUGUCAUUAAAUGUUUUAUUUGGGGCACUUAAAGCCUGAACUGAAAGUGUAACUAUAAAUAUACAGCUGUCCUUA